This is a messenger RNA of Elaeis guineensis (African oil palm), 612 nucleotides long. Lineage: Eukaryota; Viridiplantae; Streptophyta; Magnoliopsida; Arecales; Arecaceae. The record is from RefSeq and is a predicted model, not a curated record.
AUGGCUCAACCUCUGGAGUGGAAGAAUAGUAAAAGAAUCAAUGCCGUCGAUGUCGGAGAGAAGAAAGAUGACGUCAGAGGAUUGGCAAAAGGGAGAAGAGAAGGUGGAGAGGGAGUAGGACAUGGACGUCCCUAUGAUGAGGCAGUCAUCCAUCUACUCGUUGACCCUGGACGAGAUCUAGAACACGAUGUGCUAGCCGUCAAGCCCGACAAUACCUUUGGAUCCAUGAACAUGGAUGAGUUCCUCGCCAACAUCUGGAACGUCAAAGAGGGUCAGAUCGUCCAUGCAGUUGGAUCGGAGGUGCAGCCCAAUGGUGGAGGGGUGCCGCCGUCGGUGCCUCUGCAGCGACAAGGGUCGAUCACCAUUUCGGCACUGCUGUGUAGGAAGAUGGUGGCGAGGUUUGGAUGGAGAUCCAUCGGAGUUGGAAAGUCGACCAUCCACAGGAGCAUGGGACUGACCAGCGACGACGUAGUCCCUCACCAGCUCACCCUCGAGAAGAUGAUGCUUAAGGACUUCCUCAUCAAGGUUGAGGUUGUGAGGGAGGGCUAUCAUCAGGUUGUCUCUCCAUCACCUCACACGCCGCCUUCGCUAAUCCCGUGGCCUAUGCUAUGA